Molecule: messenger RNA, 5575 nt
Organism: Xyrauchen texanus (razorback sucker)
Lineage: Eukaryota; Metazoa; Chordata; Actinopteri; Cypriniformes; Catostomidae
Product: furin-like
Exons: 16
Coding region: 545-3019 (824 amino acids)
Biological process (GO): peptide hormone processing
Cellular component (GO): trans-Golgi network; Golgi membrane
Molecular function (GO): serine-type endopeptidase activity
Source: RefSeq, a predicted model, not a curated record
UGUGCACGGAUGUAGUGCGGAGCCCGUUAAUUCUAUUGAACAAUAAAGAAAACGCUACCGGUGAUACCUUACACCACAGGUGGCAGUUUUAUAGCUUAUUUUAUUUACAAACCGUUAUAUGUUUAGUAUAUCCUGCUGUCUUACAGAGAAAAUAAUAGAUCAUUAAAGGACCACAUGAAGACGCGCGUCGUUGGAAGUUUUAUCGAUCUGCGCGCGCUUGGCGCGGUGAUGCUGAGUGAGUGAGUCGUGCGACGCGAAUUCUUCGUUAACGGUUUCUGAAGACUAUCUGUACUGUACUUUUCUAACGAGAGUGUAGUUCAAACCGGAGCUGACAUCUGAAAUGUAAACGGGAAUUUUACCGGAAUCUGAGGCUGUGUCAAGCGCAAUGACAGCUCGUUUUGUGCUGCCGUUACUCGAGGAGGGGUCAACGGUCUCAUGUCUGAGGUCAUUACAGUGCUGAAUUCACAGUGCAGCUCACAGAUGCAUUAGAAAACCAAACUUAAUCUACAAGACCAGAAGGCUUUGAGCCAAAGCACUCCUGUUCAUGGAGGGCCUCUGGAACCUGCUGCUGCUGCUGGGGGCAUUCCUUGUCUUCAAAACCACUGAGGUCUGCUCAACUUCAGGCCAAGGCAUCUAUACCAACACAUGGGCUGUCCACAUUGAAGGGGGAGCUGAGGAGGCAGAGAGGAUUGCUCACAAACAUGGGUUCAUCUGUCAGGGAAGGGUGUUUGGAGACUACUAUAAUUUCCAGCACAGGGGUGUGGAGAAGAGAUCUUUGUCCAGUCAUCGUGGGGUUCAUGUUCAACUGCACGCCGAGCCACAGGUAAUUUGGGCCGAGCAGCAGAUUGCCAAGCAAAGACACAAGAGAGACGUUCACAUUGAACCAACAGAUCCAAAAUUCCCUCAGCAGUGGUACCUGUAUAACCCUAGUCAUGGAGAUCUGAAUGUGAAGGAGGCAUGGUCUCAGGGCUUCACAGGAAGAGGAGUGGUCGUGACAAUCCUGGAUGACGGCAUUGAGAAAGAUCACCCUGAUCUUGCAAGAAACUAUGAUCCUUAUGCAAGUUAUGAUGUGAAUGACAGAGAUCCAGACCCUCAGCCCAGAUAUACACAGCUGAAUGAUAACAGACAUGGGACUCGUUGUGCUGGGGAGGUUGCAGCAGCAGCAAAUAACGGUGUCUGCGGAGUGGGUGUGGCCUACAAUGCCAAAAUCGGAGGUGUGCGGAUGCUGGAUGGAGAAGUUACAGAUGUUGUGGAAGCUCAGUCCCUGAGCUUGAACUCCCAGCACAUCCACAUUUACAGUGCCAGCUGGGGCCCAGAGGAUGACGGGAAGACGGUGGAUGGCCCUGCCAAGCUGGCCAAAGAAGCUUUCCUACAGGGUGUCACCGAGGGUCGUGGUGGGCUGGGCUCCAUCUUCGUGUGGGCAUCAGGUAACGGAGGGCGAGAGCGGGACAGCUGUAACUGUGAUGGAUACACCAACAGUAUCUACACCCUUUCCAUCAGCAGCACCACACAGUACGGGAACGUCCCUUGGUACAGCGAAGCCUGUUCCUCCACCCUCGCCACCACCUACAGCAGUGGAAACCUCAAUGAGAAACAGAUUGUGACGACAGACCUGAGGAAGAAGUGUACAGACUCACACACGGGCACGUCCGCCUCGGCUCCCCUGGCUGCUGGAAUCAUCGCUCUCACUCUAGAGGCCAACAUGAACCUGACCUGGAGAGAUAUGCAGCAUCUUGUCGUAAGAACCUCACGUCCCGCCCACCUAAUAACUAAUGACUGGAGGACCAAUGGGGUAGGGCGAUUAGUGAGCCAUUCAUACGGCUAUGGUCUGUUGGAUGCCAGUGCCAUGGUCGCAUUGGCCCAGAACUGGACCAGCGUGGGGCUGCAGCACAAAUGUGUCAUUAGUAUGCUGACCGAGCCAAGGGACAUCAGAAACCACCUGAUCUUCAGCAGAUCUGUUGAGGCCUGCUCUGGGGAGCCGGACUUUGUGAGCUCUUUGGAACAUGUGCAGGCCAGACUCACCCUCUCCUAUAACCACAGAGGAAACCUGGCUAUUCACCUCAUCAGUCCUCUGGGAACUCGUUCCACGCUGCUGGCCCCACGGCCUCAGGACAACUCCGCUGAAGGCUUCAAUGACUGGGCGUUCAUGACCACCCACUCUUGGGAUGAGGACCCCCAGGGUGAAUGGACAUUGGAGAUCGAGAAUGUGGCCGGUUUUAAUGACUAUGGCGUUCUCUCUCAGUUUACUCUCAUCCUGUAUGGUACCGGUUCCAGUGCAUCAGAUCUGUCCAUUUCCGACUACACUCGACCCUCAAACAACAGCUGCAAAACCUUUGACACUCAGCAGAUCUGCAUCGAAUGCAGCACGGGUUUCUCACUUUUCUUGCAAGGCUGUGUGAAGUCCUGCCCUCCUGGCUUCAGUUCUGGACUGCAGGUCCUCAACUUGUCCUUGGACAACUGGGUGGAGCAUUCCACAGUACAGGCCUGCCUGCCUUGCCAUCCAGCCUGCGUAACAUGCUCUGGGCCUGGGGACAGCGAAUGUCUUUCCUGCCCUCCUCACAGCCACCUUGUGGUCACUUCCUGCCUGCACCAGAAGCAGGUGCAGCGAAAAUCUCCCAACAUCCCUGUUCUCCAGCACGGGGUCAAUGGUGAGGUGGAUCCAGGCUCGGAAGGGUCCUUGCGUGACCCUGGGGUGUCCUCAAAAUUGCCGACGUUGGUGGCGGUGCUGAGUUGUGCCUUCAUCUUGGCGACUUUCGCAGCCGUUUUCGUGCUGCUACAGCUGCACUCUGGAGCAGCCAGCACCCCCUUCUGUAGGACCAAACUGCCGGUGACUGGUACAAGCAGAGGGGGGAUUCGAGUGGGGUUUAGGUUUGGACUGGGAAGAGGGAAGGUGUCAUAUCGUGGGAUCCCCACUGUGUGGGUGGACGAGGCGGGGGGAAUGAACUCGGAAUCUGACAGUGAAGAACUGGAGUAUCACAGCGAAAAGACUGCUUUUAUACGGACUCAGAGUGCGCUAUAGCGCCCCCUGUAGAGCUUGAGCUUUUUAUACAUCCAUCUUCCUUGGACUGGGAUACAGAACUAAUAAGAGUCUGCUCUGCUCAGAUUUAUAGAUUGACUGAGAGUUUGAGGUUUGUGUGUGAGCUAAACUAGUGCAGUUGCAAUUCCAUAGUUUGACUCAAAUCCGAUUAAACACAAGACAGUCUCCGCUGCGCUGAUUGAUUCCCUUUAUUUUCAUUGAUUACCUUUUAUUUGUCGUAGUGGUUGGGUCUAAUGGCCUGAGAUUUAAACCACUAAACAGGAUCAAUACAACCAUGUGGGUGUGUUUGGUUGUGUGCGACAGUGCAUAGAUGUGCUUGUGCGUGUGCAGGGUUUAAUCCUAACAUUUAUUUUUUUAACAAGAAAAAGGGCUUAAAUUUGUUCCAGUGAUUUUUUUUAUUAAAAGUUUUGGACUGUUUUGUGCUCAACUUUUUUGCAGCAAGUCGAUGCACUUCUAUAGCCAUCACUGCAUUGCCGUUAGAUUGCGUAUCAUUUGUGUAAGUCUUUAAUCCCUGACAAUAAAGUUAACAUUCAGCUCUUUCUGCUCGUCAAAGGCAGCUCUAGCAUAUUGCUAUGCUAAUUACAUAACUUUAAUAAACAUAACAAAUUGCUUAGUACACACAAACCCAGUCCAUUUAUUAAUUAGAGCUACUAGAACUAUUUAUUAGCAACACUUGUUUGGUGUUAAAAUAUGAAAUAUACAUGCAAGUAUAAAUCAAGUUUAAAAACGGAAGCAUACAAGUAAUGCUGCCUUAGAAUUUGGACAAAUGAAGCAUGGUACGUUCGGACUGUCAGCACGCAGCCUAGGUUUUUUUUUUAGCAUGUCGUUGGUGCAUAUGCCUAGUGUUGACUUUGCUAAAAAAGGAUCACAAAGAAGUCGUAGCAUGCAUGCAUCGAACGUGUCCAUAUGGGCUUGCAGUCAAAAGAGUACACAAUACUUUGAAAGACUGGAUGGGAUGCGGAAAAGCAUACCCUAGCCUGUAAAAAGCAACAUAAUUGUUGUUCUUUACCUUUUUGGCAACCUUUGUGCCGGGAGCACUUUACCCACGAGGCCUUUAAAUGCUGUCUAGGUAGGCAGUGCGCCACAUUUUGUAAGAGCUCAUGCCAUUUUCAGCAAUACCAAUAUUUGGAAAGACACGAAGAGCGAUUCAUUUCAAGAGAGCUUUUAACGUUGUGUGGCGGUAUUUAACGGUUUUAUUAAACUGCAGUCAUUAAAUGAAUUGCAAACAUCUGUAGAGUCUGUUUAUUAAUAGCAUUUAAAAGUACUUGAAAAUCUGUGAUGAAAUGAAACAGGUCUGUUUUCUAUUUGUUACUGAAUCUAAUUUGUACAUUGUGUGGGUUCCGUCGUAUAAUUCAUGUAGAGUUGUGUUCAAUCAGUCUAAAUUAAUAACCCACAUAUUAUGCGCUUCGCUACUUGAAGUGUGCUGUGGUAGAUCAAAAAUAUUUCAUGCGUACUUGAUAUGAAGGCCUCAACCUUUCAUGUUUCCAUGACGGCGGAGAAAAACAUACUUUUCCUCGCAGCUCCUAGAAGAGGGAGAUCUAGUUUAUAGAAAUGGCACAUUUAAACUGCUUUCCAUAAUUAGUUCAGCUGGGAGGAAUGUGAUUUCCUAUUCAAUGCCUGAAGCUUCUGCCUACUUGGCAUUAUAAGUUAAACUGGGACUACUACAUACAUACUAAUUGAGCAAUAAGACGGAUGGUCCAGCUACUCGUGAAAGUGGUGUCAUGUUGAUAUCUCAUCUUUAGUGAGCACUUCUGAGAGAAUAUUGAAAAAUACUUUAAGAUGGGUGCACAGCUCUUUUGCAUUGAUUUGCAAACUAAUGUGUUGAGUGUGUCUAUGACUAAUAGUACAAGAACGGGCGCUGGUAUCCGUUCACUUUGUUCACUCUUUUUAUGAGCCUUUUCUCUUUUUGUGUUUUCCGUGGAACACAAUAGAAGUUGAGAAGAAUAUCCAAGCUGGAGUUUUUGGAGAAAAUCAAAUACAAACUACGUCUUUCCAUGAACUUUUCACCUCGUGUCAAGCACUUCUGAUGGAAAAAUAAUAAGCAGGGUUGGGGAAAAAAUUAUUCUUUGAAAAAAAUCAAAUAAAAUGCAAGCAGCAAAGAAAUGUUUCAAAAUAAUUAUAGGCUUUGGUUUUAAACAGUUAAGGUUUAAUUAUUAACUUUGUCAUUACUUAUUUAAUUUCACUGAUAUCAAAAUGUAGUCAUGGCAGUUUGUUUGAAAGACCACAACAUGUUCGGAUGUUUUACUGUACAUAGAUUUACGUGUGAUCGGGAGCAUAUGGAGAUAGAAAUGUUGCAUAUUAACAUACAAAUGGAAAGCGAUUUACAAUUAGAAAGUUGAUUCACAAAUACAUUUAAUGAGAUCCACAAAUAAAUGUACGUUUUAUGGAGUUUCACAAAAAUGAAAUUAAUUCACAAAUAAAAAGAAUGAGAUUUUAUAAAAAAUAUGUAAGGUGUUCCACAAAAAUAAAGUGAAUUCACUUUAAUCCCUGAAUCCCUAUAGUUUUUUAACUCACAAACACAACUCUGUCCAGCAUUCA